AUGUCUGUCUAUAUCUCCAACCCAAGCAGACCAAUAAUGUCCCAACAUGAUCUCGACAUUAUCAUCAAUCAAGUCCUCAGAAGCUCUGAGGAACUCGCAAAGGCGAUGAAUGAAUUCGCAUUGGCCCAUCCGGACUCGGUCACAGCAAUGAAAAUGUUCGCUAAAAUCUGUUUCUAUACAGAGAAGGCGGACGAUGAAUCUUUCCCCGUAUAUGAGGAAGAUUUCUUUUCACAUUGCGAAAUAAACAAAAAAUUCUACGAGGACAGGUUUACUAAGCGUAUUAAUAACUUGAUCGAUCAAAUGCAUUCCAUUCCUUAUGGUAUAUAUCCUGUUACAUAUAACAUGAUCAAUCUUGCAGGAAAGACUGCCGCCAAUCGCGUAUUUGCAGGGUGCAAUGGUUUAGCAGAAUACAAAGGUGUUUCUGCAUGUACGGAACUACUAGACAUCGCUAGAGACGUCUACCUACGUAUAUACCUAUCGGAUCAGAGAUGUCUAGUACCACUUUUCCUAUAUGCCAUAAUUCAAUUAUGUAAUUAUGAAAAUAUAAUCAGUGUUCGAGACAAGUCAUUCCGUGACAAAGUUAGAACUGUGGAAAUUGAUCACAAACGAUAG
This is a messenger RNA of Trichomonas vaginalis G3, 612 nucleotides long. RefSeq lists its product as uncharacterized. The record is from RefSeq and is a predicted model, not a curated record. Lineage: Eukaryota; Parabasalia; Trichomonadida; Trichomonadidae. The transcript has a single exon. Bases 1 to 612 code for a protein of 203 amino acids.